Messenger RNA from Notolabrus celidotus (New Zealand spotty), 3078 nucleotides. RefSeq names its product Bardet-Biedl syndrome 7 (gene bbs7). The record is from RefSeq and is a predicted model, not a curated record. Bases 425 to 2563 code for a protein of 712 amino acids. Gene Ontology annotation, biological process: non-motile cilium assembly; intracellular protein localization; intracellular transport. Gene Ontology annotation, cellular component: BBSome; neuron projection; axoneme. NCBI's taxonomy places the organism in Eukaryota, Metazoa, Chordata, Actinopteri, Labriformes, Labridae. The transcript is spliced from 19 exons.
UAUUGGCAACAGACACUGCGUUCUUCCGGUUUCCAAACGCUGCACAGACCGUGUUGAGUCCAGCACUUGUUAUAGAACUGUUCAGAGUUUAGUCCCGGGUCACAUCAGACACAGAAGACGGUUUACUCGAGGUGUUUUAUUAAAAAAGGUGAUCAAAUAUACAUGAAUCAGAGAAUACAGCUGGCGUGGGGAUAAACCGUGUUAGCCAAUUAGCCUGCUAGCUAACGUUAGCACGUAAAGCUGAUCUCCUUACUCUAGAUGGUUAAUCUCUUUUCGACACAGUUAUCGUCUCACAUCUCGAGUGGAAAUGUUGCCAACAAGCUGCGAAUAACUCAAAGUGGACUACAACUACCGAUCCCUGCGGUUUGUGGAAGAUCUCACACUUUAAUCUCUGCUAAGAUAAGACAACCUGUGGAGAGAGAAGAUGGACAUUCAGCUGAACCGAGUUGAUUAUAUUCAGGUUGGUGUGACAUCACAGAAAACCAUGAAGCUGCUUCCAUCGUUGGGGAAAAAGGCAACACAAAAGGUUGCCAUCGCAGAUCAUGAUGGAAUACUGACAUGUUUUGGGAUGAAGAAAGGAGAAGCGGUGCCUGUGUUUAAAACACUCCCAGGGCAGAAAAUAUCCAGAAUGGACCUUGGUGGAGCUGAAGGAACCCCACAGGAGAAGAUCUUUGUUUGUUCUGGUUCUCAAGUCAGAGGAUUCACUAAGAAAGGCAAACAGUUUCUCACCUUUGAAGCCAACCUCACUGAGAGCAUUAAUGCCAUGCAUGUUGCAGGUGCAGACCUGUUUGUGUGUGCCAGUUACAUCUACAACCACUACUGUGACUGCAAGGACCAGGACUACUACCUCUCUGGAGACAAGAUCAAUGAUAUUACAUGUUUGUCCUCAGAGAACCUGAGCCGCAUUGUCCCAGUCCUGGCGUGCCAAGAUCGAGUUCUCAGAGUCCUGCAGGGGUCAGAGCUUGCCUAUGACAUCGAAGUCCCUGGUCCUCCAUCUGUCUUGGAACUAUACAACAAAGAUGGAGGUGAGGAAGUCCUCUAUGGAACUACAGAUGGCAAAAUAGGAUUGGUCCACAUCGGUAAGCGAUCGGCUGCGACCAAAUGGGAGAUCGAUAAUGACAAAAAGAAAGGAGGAAUCCUGUGCAUUGACACUUAUGACAUUAUUGGAGACGGAGUGAAUGACGUCCUGGUGGGCAGAGAUGAUGGGACAGUCGAGAUCUAUGGUUUUGAAAGCACCAAUGAGCCCACAUUACGCUUUGAGCAUGUGUUGUCAGAGAGCGUGACUUCCAUUCAGGGUGGCUGUGUAGGGAAGGAGUCUUAUGAUGAAAUCCUGACUGCUACAUACACAGGAUGGGUGACUGGUUUGACCACGGAGCCACAGAAGGCUGAAGCUGGCCCGGGAGACGAGGUUAGGAUGAGUAAGGAGAACCAGUCCAAAGUAGAAGCCCUCAGGGCCGAGCUGGAGCAGCUGCAGGUCAAAGUCCUGCAGGGCCGAGAGCAGUACCAGCAGACAUCUCAGUCCAGCACAGCCGUCUCCGCUGUUCCCAUCUUCAGCAUCAAUGACAAGUUCACCCUCUGCCAGGAUGAUGCCAGCUACAGCCUCACUCUGGAGGUGCAGACUGCCAUCGACAAUCUGCUGCUGCAGAGUGACGUCCCCAUUGACCUGCUGGAUGUGGAUAAGAACUCAGCUGUUGUCAGUUUCAGUGAAUGUGAUUCAGAGCCUAAUGGGAACUUUCUCCUGGCCACGUACAGAUGCCAGGCUAACACUACCAGACUGGAGCUCAAGGUGAGGUCAAUUGAGGGACAGUAUGGGACCCUGCAGGCUUACAUUACCCCAAGACUGCAACCCAAGACAUGCCAGGUCCGCAAGUAUCAGAUCAAACCUCUGUCCCUCCACCAGCGGACACACAGCAUCGACCAAGAGAGGCCCAUGAACAGGCUCAGUCUGGUGGGACAAUUCAGCUUUGCAGAGAUCCACUCCUGGGUGGUCUUCUGUUUGCCGGAGGUGCCAGAGAAAACACCAGCGGGAGAGAACAUUACCUUUUAUUUUAGUAACACAUUUCUUGGAACACAGCUUGAAGCUACUUACUGCAAAGGGGAGGGUCACUUCAGGUCAGACAACAUCUCUACCAUCUCCAUACUGAGUGAUGUUCUCUCUAAGGAAGCUACCAAGAGGAAAAUCAAUCUGAACAUUUCAUACGAUAUCAAUGAUGACUCUGUGAGCCACACUCUGAAAAUGAUACAUCCAAAGCUGGAGUACCAGUUGCUGUUGGCGAGAAAAGUUCAGCUUAUUGAUGCACUUAAAGAGCUUCAGGUUCAUGAGGGAAACGCUGACUUCCUAAUCCCAGAGUAUCGCAGCAUCUUGGAUGAAUCCGCUAAUCUCCUUGAGGAGUAUAAGAAGCAGCCUGCACACCUGGAGAGGCUUUAUGGAAUGAUCACUGACCUGUUCAUCGACAAAUUUAAGUUCAAAGGCCAGAAUGUGAAAACCAAAGUGUCUUCAUUGCUGGAGAUACUUGAUAGUUAUGACUUAAAUUCUCUGUUGAACUUUUUCACUGAGGUAUAAUGUGAUAUAGAUCAGAGAGUAUUUAUUUACUUAUAUGUAACUGUCUGUAUUUGUGCUAUUUUUGUAUUGUAAAUGCUAAAGGGUUGUUUUAUGAUAGAUACUAGCAUUGGAGAGAUGUCAAUGUCGUGUCAUACCAUCCUGUAGAUAAUAUGUGUCUUGACUUUGUUAUUUAUAAUGUCUAUUAAAUAGCAUUUUAAAAAAGGGUGGUUAAAGAUAAACCACCAUAAUAUUGCCAUUGUAAUGAAGGAGUGUAGGUGGCUAAGCUUUGGAUGAUGUUGAAAGUUUCAGUGACCAAAUAUAAGACCGCCAAAAGCGCACAGAUUUAUUUAUACUUUUCCUAACAUCAUAACACUGUGACUUAUCUCCUUGAAAUGUGAGUUUUAAGGGGAAUAAAAUAAAUACAACUUAAUUCUACAGGAAGAAGUACAGUAGCUUUAUGUGACGAUGUUAGAUAACUUGUUCUACAUUAUGCUCAUACCUCAUUCAUUAUCAUUAAACUCAGCUUCUAAACCAAA